AUGUCCUCAACCCUGAUGAAUUAUCUUGCUGGGAUAUCAUCUCAGACUUUUGGACAGAUCUCUUUAACCAACAGACCAGGGGAAAGGAGGAGGAUGACGGGCGGGCUCAUUCUAACGUUCUGUCUGCUGGGAGCAGCUUUGACUAGUUCAGUCCCUCAGUACGAUGUCACGGAUGAGCUCAGGCAUAAUGAUGAGCUACCCCCACAGAGAGAGAUGGUUCCUCAGGUGUCUCAGACGGACAUUCUGGAUCAGAUGAUCCCUCCACAACUCAACCCUCAGGUCCCUGUACUACCACAGUUGCCAGGGAACCAGGUAGACCACACCCCCUCCUGGAACUCCUCCUCCUCACCUCAACAGGUCCCUGUACUACCACAGUUGCCAGGGAACCAGGUAGACCACACCCCCUCCUGGAACUCCUCCUCCUCACCUCAACAGGUCCCUGUACUACCACAGUUGCCAGGGAACCAGGUAGACCACACCCCCUCCUGGAACUCCUCCUCCUCACCUCAACAGGUCUCUGACCUACCACAGUUGCCAGGGAACCAGACCACGAGUUCCUCUGAGUCCCAGAGCUCUGACCAGAGCCACUCAUCAGAGGUGAGAGAGAGAGAGAGAGAAUGA
Oncorhynchus nerka (sockeye salmon) is the source of this 621-nucleotide messenger RNA. RefSeq lists its product as uncharacterized. Bases 1 to 621 code for a protein of 206 amino acids. The record is from RefSeq and is a predicted model, not a curated record. Lineage: Eukaryota; Metazoa; Chordata; Actinopteri; Salmoniformes; Salmonidae. The transcript has 6 exons.